AUGACGCAGCAGCCCCGAAACCCCGGGAAGCGCCGCGGCUCCCCCGCCCCCCGUGACCGCCCCCGCCGGCCCGGACCCGGCCCGGGCUCCCGGGGCCGCCGCCGCCCCCCGCCCCUUUGUGCCGCCGCCUCCGUCGCCGCCGCGGCGAUCGCGGGAGCGGCGAGAGCGGCGGGGACCCCCCCCGGCCCCCCCGGGGCUCCCCCGGACCCCCGACCCCCGGCUCGGCCAGAGACCCAGGGACCCCAAAACUCGGAGGAGCCCUGGGAGCUGCAGCCCCAAAACCAGGAGGGGCAGAAUCCCAGAGAGCCGGAAGGCCCCAAAACCCAGAGAGUCGGAGCCCAGAGUUGCUGAGAGCUGCAGCCGGGACAGCAGAGCCCUGAAACCCCGGGAGCUCUGAAACCUGGGAGCCCCCAGGAGCCCCAGCCCAGGCCGGGGGGCAGGAGCCACAUCCAGCCCCGUGUGCAGGGAGGGGCCCUCACCCCGGCACGAGCAGUGGCAUGUGGCAGGUGUGACCCUGCCCACCUGUGCCAGGCCACCAUGGAGCCGUGCCCGGGGCAGCCCCAGGAGGCCCUGCUGACGGUCAACGAGCAGGUUAUUGUCAUGUCCAGCCACGAGACCAUCCGGGUGCUGGAGGUGGGGGUGGAUGGGGACCCCAAAACGGCCGGGGAGGGAGCGGGGGGGUCCCCGGCGCAGGGGGGCCCCCCAGGUGUGGAGGACGCUCCCGCCAGCGCCCCGAGCUCGUCCGGCGGGGAGGCGGCAGGGAAAGCCAAAGCAGCAUCGCCCACGCCGGUGGCCUCGAGCCCCGCCCCGAGCCAGCCCGGCGUGACACACCUGGCCGUGCAGGCCACGCCACAGGUGUUGGCUCAGGAAAGCUUAGCCACAGGUGUGACAGGAGUAAUGGUUCCGGCAGGGACAGUUACUCAACCUCUUCUUAUCCCCAUCAGUAUUGCAGGUCAGGUGACAGGCCAGCAGGCGCUGGCCCUGGUGACAAUUCCCACAGCAACGCUCGCCGCGCUCCCGGGACUGACGCCGGCGGCACCUGCGGGGGCGAUUUUCAAACCGCCCGUAGCCAAUCUCACAGCCGCCGCCGUGCUCAGCCCCGCCGUCCCGGCCGUCCCGGCGGUCCCGGCGCCGCGGCCGCCCCCGGGGCAGCCCCCGCUGCUGCCCCAGCCCCCCCCGGCGCCCACCCCCCCAAAGGAGCCCCCGGUGUCCGUCCAGCCCCAGAUCGCCGGACUGGCCUUUAACCCCGGCAUACUCACGGCGGCUCUGGGGGCGCAGCCGCAGAUCCUGGGGUCCCUCAGCGCCCCCCCCGUCAUCGCCACCCCCCUUCCCAGCGUCCAGGGGAUCCCGGGGCAGCUCCUGAGCACCACGCAGGGCCAGGUGAUCGGGACCCUGCCGUGGGUCGUGGCCCCCCCCGGGGUGGCCGCGGCCGCCCCCGCGCCGGCCCCGCCCAGCCUGCAGGUGACAGCGGUGACCCCGCAGCUGCUGCUGAACGCGCAGGGCCAGGUGAUCGCCACGCUGGGGGCCACGCUGGCCACGGGGGCCGCGCUGGCCACCGCCCCCCCCGCGCCCGCCCCCGGCAAGAAAAACGGCCCAGCUGAGCCCCCCAUCAAGAGCGAGGUCCAGCCCAUCCAGCCGGCCCCGGCGGGGGUGGGGCCGAGCCCCCCGGCCGUGCCCAAGGUGUCGGUGCCGCCAUCGCCGGGGCCCGUCCCGGGCUCCGAGACCCCAACCGUGAGCCAGCUGGUGGCCAAGCCCCCUGCCCCACCCAGCACGGAGGAGGACGGGAUCAACCUGGAGGAAAUCCGGGAAUUCGCCAAGAACUUCAAACUGCGGCGCCUCUCACUGGGGCUGACCCAGACCCAGGUGGGGCAGGCCCUGACAGCCACCGAGGGCCCUGCCUACAGCCAGUCUGCCAUCUGCAGGUUCGAGAAGCUGGACAUCACGCCCAAGAGCGCGCAGAAGCUGAAGCCGGUGCUGGAGAAGUGGCUGCGGGAGGCGGAGCAGCGGCAGCGCGAGGGGCAGCAGCACCUGCUGGAGUUCGUGGGGGGAGAGCCGGGCAAGAAGCGCAAGCGCCGCACCUCCUUCACCCCGCAGGCGCUGGAGGCGCUCAACGCGCACUUCGAGCGCAACGCGCUGCCCACGGGCGCGGAGAUAACGCGCAUCGCACAGGAGCUGCGCUACGAGCGAGAGGUGGUGCGGGUGUGGUUCUGCAACCGCCGCCAGACCCUCAAGAACACCAGCAAGCUGAACGUGUUCCAUGUGCCCUGAGGGCAGCGCCCGGCCCGGCUCUGCCCCGCCGCCAACACCGGCACCGGCACCGGCACCGCCUCCAGCAGCGCCCGGGGCGCCGGGCUGGGAGCGCUGGGAGCGCCCCCGGCUCCGCCCCGGCUCCCGCCAGCAGCACGUUGGGCACUGUUCUGUCCCUCUGCCACCCGGUUCUGUCACCGCACCUGUCCCUCUGUCCACCAUGCCCGUAUGUGUGUCCAUGCCCACUCUGACCCCUCUGCAAAUAGCGGUGCCCCGAGCUGGGGGCGCUGGGAGCACCCCUGGGUCUGCCCGGGCUCCUGCCAGCAGCACUUUGGGCCCUGUUCUGUCCCUCUGCCACCCGGUUCUGGCACCACACCUGUCCCUGUGUCACCUGCUUCCAGCACCACACCUGUACUGAAUCCACCUGUGUCCAGCACACCUGUACCUGUGU
Agelaius phoeniceus (red-winged blackbird) is the source of this 2698-nucleotide messenger RNA. RefSeq names its product POU class 6 homeobox 1 (gene POU6F1). Lineage: Eukaryota; Metazoa; Chordata; Aves; Passeriformes; Icteridae. The record is from RefSeq and is a predicted model, not a curated record. Gene Ontology annotation, molecular function: DNA-binding transcription factor activity, RNA polymerase II-specific; RNA polymerase II cis-regulatory region sequence-specific DNA binding. Gene Ontology annotation, biological process: regulation of transcription by RNA polymerase II.